This is a messenger RNA of Gastrolobium bilobum, 2608 nucleotides long. RefSeq names its product probable inactive purple acid phosphatase 16. The record is from RefSeq and is a predicted model, not a curated record. The coding region runs from base 1 to 1173 and encodes 390 amino acids. Gene Ontology annotation, cellular component: cytoplasm. Gene Ontology annotation, molecular function: hydrolase activity, acting on ester bonds. The transcript has 5 exons. Lineage: Eukaryota; Viridiplantae; Streptophyta; Magnoliopsida; Fabales; Fabaceae.
AUGGAAACUUAUGGAAGGCAGUGGAAGACGUUUUUGCCCCUACUGUUUCUCUCUCUGUUCUCCACCGUCGGAUCGUCAUCACAUCAUCAUGGCCGGGUAUCAUCAACCAUACGAUUCAAAUUAGCAGGCGCUGCUGCGGAGAGGCAGGUUCCGAUGCGGGCGGGUGCACCGUUCAAGAUUGCCAUGUUUGCUGACCUGCAUUUUGGAGAGAACGCGUGGACAGACUGGGGCCCAGUUCAAGAUAUAAACUCUAUCAAGGUCAUGAAUACGGUGUUCGACAAUGAAACUCCAGAUUUUGUAGUAUAUCUUGGUGAUGUCAUUACGGCUAACAAUAUGAUGAUUGCAAAUGCAAGCUUGUAUUGGGAUCAGGCAACCUCUCCAGCAAGAAAUAGGAGCAUACCUUGGGCCAGUGUAUUUGGAAACCAUGAUGAUGCUCCAUUUGAAUGGCCAUUGGAGUGGUUCUCUGCACCUGGAAUUCCUCAAAUUCGCUGCCCUCAAUCCGGAAAUUCAUAUUCAGGAGAAGAAGAAUGUAGCUUCAAAGGAACAGGACGACUGGAGCUCAUGAAAAAUGAUAUCAAGAACAAUGCAUCAUCGUAUUCUAGCUAUGGUCCUAGAAAUCUUUGGCCAAGUGUAUCCAACUAUGUCCUUCAAGUUUCAUCCCCUGAUGAUCCACAAUCACCGGUGGCUUUCCUUUACUUUCUUGAUUCUGGUGGUGGUUCCUAUCCUGAAGUCAUAUCUGAUAGCCAGGCAAAAUGGUUUCUGCACAAAGCUGAAGAAAUUAACGCUGACUCAAGUGUUCCAGAGAUUAUUUUCUGGCAUAUUCCAAGUAAGGCCUAUGAGGUGGUGGCUCCAAAGAUUAGCAUACAAAAGCCUUGCGUGGGUUCAAUCAACAAGGAAAGUGUUGCUCCUCAAGAGGCUGAAACGGGUAUAAUGGAUCUUCUUGUGAACAGAACUUCUGUCAAGGGAAUAUUUGUUGGACACAACCAUGGAUUGGACUGGUGCUGCCCAUACAAGAAACUAUGGUUAUGUUAUGCUAGGCACACUGGCUAUGGUGGCUAUGGAACUUGGCCUAGAGGAGCUCGAAUUUUAGAGAUAACUCAGAAGCCCUUUUCUCUUCGAUCUUGGAUAAGGAUGGAGGAUGGCCAAAAGCACAGUGAAGUUGCGUUGAGUUAACAAGUCAUUACAUAUAUAAAAAGUGUAGCUAGUAAAUUUGUAAAUGCAUUCAUUGUGAUUAUCUUCAAGUAUAAAGGUAACAUAUAUGUGGGGAUGUAGAUAUUCAACUAUUGGCCAUGUACUUUUCUUUUAAAAAUUCAUUAUUAAUAUACAUUUUAUCAGUGUGAAUGUACAAUAAGUCUUCAACCUUUUUUCUUGCUUGUCUGACCAAUAUUUUAUUGUAUUCUGUCAAGCUUCCUCACAGUUCUAUUGUAAAAACAGAAAAAAGAGAAAAUAAAGAGUUGGCCCUAGAGUCACUGUGAAGAUCCAAAUUGGGACCUUAGAUUGCAUAGGGUCAAUGGAUGACAGCUUUGUAGUAUCAAAAGGACUGAACGGCUCUGAUUUUGCCGACACUACGAUGUUUAUCGCAGCCGUUGAAACUUGGCUUUGAGGAACGUGCUUGGGAAGCUUCGAGUCAAUUGAGGUAUGUGAUGGUUUAGAAACAUCUAGGCUCUGAGUUAUGCCCUCUCCACCGUCACGUGACUGGUUAGCUCCCAUUACCACCGUGUUGUUCUUGUCGGCUGUAUUUCCCUUCGGUCAUUUUUCUUUCUUGUGUUAUUCACCACUGUAGUACCCCUGGUGCUGGCUAAUAUGUCUCCUUGUUCCAUAUAUGCUCCCUCGAUUCCGAUCGGCAAGAUCGUAACUUUAUCUUCCCAGGUAGAGUAUUUCGGUGCCAGACUUGUCCAUUGGAUUAAUACUUGGGGUAUCAGUUCCCCUUUUCGCCAUAUCUGUCGUUCUCCCAAAAUCGCACGAGGAGUGUGCAACAAAGGAUCUUCCGAGGUGCCAGAAGGCAAAGGAUGCACCUUGAAGAGUUGUCCUUGCCGGAACGGGCGUAAUAAAGAGACGUGGAAGACCGGUUGAAUGCGAGCUGUAGUGGGAAGCUUCAAAUGGUACGCCACAAACCCAAUGCGUUCCUCCACCUCAAGGGGACCAUAGAAGCGUAAAGCCAAUCUUUGAGAAGAUCUACGAGCGACAGAGAUCUGUUGAUAUGGUUGUGGAUGCCGGAAGACCAUAUCUCCGACGAUAAAGUGCCAAUCCCUUCUUUUCUUAUCUGCUUUUGCCUUCAUGGUUUUUGUGCUUUGAAUAACUUAUCUUUUGACGUGCUCAUGAGAGAGGUACGUUCUGUCAGAGUGGUGUCAACAGCUUCAUUGAACAAUCUGCCCAAGCAAUAUCCCAAAAGGUUGGGAGGUGUCUUGCCAACAUUACCUAGUAUGGUGUUAUCCCCGUGGAUGAAUGAAAGGAUGUUUUGUAGUGAUACUCGGCUAGACUCAGGAAUUUGGACCAAGUUCUUGGAUGUUCAUGGGAAAAUGCCCUCAGCUAACUUUCCAAACACCUAUUUACUGUAGGAUCGCUCAAAUACAAAACCAACAAAUAAAACAACUAUUUAAGAAUGUCG